Molecule: messenger RNA, 630 nt
Organism: Sclerotinia trifoliorum
Lineage: Eukaryota; Fungi; Ascomycota; Leotiomycetes; Helotiales; Sclerotiniaceae
Source: the annotation of a GenBank genome assembly
AUGGAGAUGACUAAAAAGAUACCCAUCCUCAGUCUCGUCGAUGCUUAUCGGAAGAAAGUCCUCCAUGGAAUCACCGAAAUCAAUACCCGACUGCAUACUUUACCAUCAGCAGCUUUUGUGAUGUAUCUUGACAAUGUUCAAAAAUCAUUGAAUUUUUGGCUUGAAGAGGUUAAAGUCCAUAUUGAACAACUCGGUUCUCUAGACAAAGCUGAAGACCUUGCGUAUGUAACUGCCUAUGAUUUAUGGCACAGCCCUAGAUGGACACUGACACUUAGUUCCAGGGCUAUGCGUGUUAUUGAGCAAGAUUUGAUGCGCAUUAUUAUUCGAGUCCAGAGUUUGCAUGAUAAACAUCAUCGAUUGAGAACUACUACACAAAUUCCAAUACCUUCAGCACCAGAGGAUUUGGAAAUUCACGGUACCGAUGAGCCGUUGCAACCUACAGCUAUUGAAAUUCAACACACUCAGGUUCCUUCGCCACUAAGGGAGAAGGUUGAAGAAAAGGCUAAAAAGCUCACCAGUGAAAGUGUUUCACAGCAACCACGGAAGAAGCUUCCUGGGGGUCCUCGGGUAUCAAUCCGCCAGGGAACAGGCAAAGUCAAGGCUUUGAGAGAGAAAAUGGGGUUAAAAUAA